AUAAUCCCAAACAUCUUUCCAUUCAUAAAUCAUAAUCAGAAGCAUUUUUCAUAUACCUGCCUACUAUUUACAUAGUUUUAUUAGCUUUUUUUUUCUGGGGAAAAAAGGUGGAUCGAAGGCAUGGAAAACGUCCGCUUCCAUCCGAAACAUCGGAGGAGAAGAACAAAUCAGCAGCAGCAGCUUCAUGGCCUGAAUCAGAUGAUAUGACGGCCAUGGUUAAUGCUCUCACUCGAGUCAUAAGAACCGAUGAGCAGCAUCAGCAGCAGCUUAUCUUCCGACAAUCAUCAUCAUCUCCCUCAUCUGCGGUGAAACAAGUCCCUGCAGUUCAAGAUCAAGAGAGCACGAGGAAAAAGCAUUACAGAGGAGUAAGGCAAAGGCCAUGGGGCAAAUGGGCAGCUGAAAUUCGUGACCCGAAGAAAGCAGCUCGAGUGUGGCUUGGCACUUUUGACACAGCUGAAGAUGCAGCCCUUGCUUACGAUAGAGCUGCUCUCAAGUUUAAAGGCACCAAGGCAAAGCUAAAUUUCCCUGAACGUGUACAAGAGAAUCAGGAGGUGAGCCAUUUAACCGGCCCCGGAAAUUCAAGCACGGUCCGUUCUGAACAAAAUCCUACGCCGGUAUUCGAACCUUCAUCGUGGUCGACUCAGGAUUCUUACCCUCACUUGUAUCAAUAUGCUCAGCUGCUUUCUAGUAGUAAUGAUGCCGAUAUUUCGUAUUAUACUUCGAAUCUCUUCAACUUAAACCAAGUGCCUUUAUCUCCGCAAUUCUCUUCAAUGUCAGCAUCAUCCACUCCCCCCUCAUCACAGUACUAUUACCCGGAUCCAACACUAUUUUCGACAAACUACGACAGCUCUUCGAGUCUUGAUUAUUAUCCUCAGCAAUACGGGAAGUACUUCGAUCCUAGUAACAGAAGUCAGUAGAGGAAUAUAACUUAUCAAGUUCGUACAUGUUUCAAGAGGGCAUGUGCACCAAGCAAGGAGAAAGAACGCCCUAUUCCGAGUCCCUAGCUCCCGCUCCUUGAUGAUCACUAUGCUCUUACUAAUUUCCUUUUUUCUUAUUUCAUGCAUGAUUUCAACUGGUGCCACUCUUAGUAAAAGAAUUACAUAUGUGCACUGUAAUUCAGAUAUAUGAAUAGGGAGAGAUAGUAUGAUUCAUAUUUUAUAUGAGCA
Hibiscus syriacus is the source of this 1166-nucleotide messenger RNA. Its product is annotated as ethylene-responsive transcription factor ERF113-like. NCBI's taxonomy places the organism in Eukaryota, Viridiplantae, Streptophyta, Magnoliopsida, Malvales, Malvaceae. The record is from RefSeq and is a predicted model, not a curated record. Gene Ontology annotation, molecular function: DNA binding; DNA-binding transcription factor activity. The coding region runs from base 204 to 917 and encodes 237 amino acids. Gene Ontology annotation, biological process: regulation of DNA-templated transcription; ethylene-activated signaling pathway. The transcript is spliced from 2 exons.